Molecule: messenger RNA, 943 nt
Organism: Cercocebus atys (sooty mangabey)
Lineage: Eukaryota; Metazoa; Chordata; Mammalia; Primates; Cercopithecidae
Gene: SMIM20
Product: small integral membrane protein 20
Exons: 3
Coding region: 122-325 (67 amino acids)
Biological process (GO): mitochondrial respiratory chain complex IV assembly
Cellular component (GO): mitochondrial inner membrane
Source: RefSeq, a predicted model, not a curated record
AAGGCCCGGAAGCGAAAGCCUCUCAGCCUCUUCCCAGCGGGGUCACGGGCCGGCUGUCGGUAGCCAGGUUUCCGAGAGUGCGGGGCGGUCGGCGGGUCAGGGCAGCCCGGGGCGCAACGCCAUGUCCCGGAACCUGCGCACCGCGCUCAUUUUCGGCGGCUUCGUCUCCCUGAUCGGCGCCGCCUUCUAUCCCAUCUACUUCCGACCCCUAAUGAGAUUGGAAGACUACAAGAGGGAGCAAGCCAUAAAUCGGGCUGGAAUUGUUCAAGAGGAUGUGCAGCCACCAGGGUUAAAAGUGUGGUCUGAUCCAUUUGGCAGGAAAUGAGAAGGCUGUCACCAGCUCUGAUUAAGAAAGGAGAUUUCUUCAUGCUUUCAAUCCUGCAUGGGGUAUAGUCAGUCACCUCACCAGAGAAUGACGGCUGGAGAAGAAAACUCCGUAAUACCAUAAAUAAGAGUGUUUGUAAUAAAAGACUGUGCACAAGGAUUAAUAUUUCCCUUCUUAAGUAUCCAAAGAACUCUGGAACAAAUUAUACCAUUAGGAAGGUUUUCAUGAUUCAGUUGAUUUUCCAAAAAUGAAGCUAUCUCACCCAGCUGGGUUUGGAGCAAUCUGCUUAUUAUUCUGUCGUUACCACUUACUCAAGCGAGCUGUGAUAUGAAUACAAGCAACCAGUGGGCUCGGGAAGGUCCAGGUCUAUUUUGCCAUCUUCCAGAUAAGAGAUUUCAGUAAAAGACUGCCAUGCUGAGCUGCCUUAUAGAGCUCUUUGAAAAUGUUCAAGUUGAUAAAGCUCUUUGAGGACAAGGUACUUCGUGCACCUCAUGCUGAAGAUUGCACCAUGUUGGAAAAUAAAUAUGAAGCAAGUCAAACUAGAUGCAUACACUUGUGUAGAAAUCAAUAAUCAAUUAAUAGAAGUGAAAAAAUAAACAUUAAAAUGAUUUAUUUCUA